Messenger RNA from Merops nubicus (carmine bee-eater), 471 nucleotides. RefSeq names its product eukaryotic translation initiation factor 4H (gene EIF4H). The transcript is spliced from 5 exons. The record is from RefSeq and is a predicted model, not a curated record. NCBI's taxonomy places the organism in Eukaryota, Metazoa, Chordata, Aves, Coraciiformes, Meropidae. The annotation marks the transcript as partial. Gene Ontology annotation, molecular function: RNA binding.
GUCUCGUGGGGGUGGCCUUGGUUCCCGCAAACAGAAAGAGCUGCCAACAGAACCCCCCUUCACAGCCUAUGUGGGGAACCUCCCCUUCAACACUGUCCAAGGAGACAUAGAUGCCAUCUUCAAGGAUCUCAGUGUGAGGAGUGUACGACUAGUCAGAGACAAGGAGACAGACAAAUUUAAAGGGUUUUGUUACGUAGAGUUCGAUGAGGUGGAGUCACUCAAGGAAGCUCUUACAUACGAUGGUGCACUUUUGGGUGACCGAUCACUGCGAGUGGACAUAGCAGAAGGCAGGAAACAGGAUAAAGGUGGCUUUGGCUUCAGAAAAGGCUGCGGGCCUGAUGACAGAGGAAUGGGAGGAGGUUCCCGAGAAUCCAGAGGAGGUGGAUGGGAUUCCAGAGAUGACUUCAAUUCUGGAUUCAAAGACGAUGACUUCUUGGGCGGCCGGGGUCGAGGCACCCGCCCCGGAGACCG